Messenger RNA from Oldenlandia corymbosa var. corymbosa, 2067 nucleotides. The record is from the annotation of a GenBank genome assembly. NCBI's taxonomy places the organism in Eukaryota, Viridiplantae, Streptophyta, Magnoliopsida, Gentianales, Rubiaceae.
AAGAAUCCAGGCAAACAUAAUAGCGAUUUUUAAACUCCCGAGGAAAAAAGAGAAAAGAGGGAUUCAAAUUUUCGUCAGCCAUGGAAAUUUGACAAAUUGGCUCGUAAAUUGCGACAAUCUCUACGAGAGUUCUCUUUAAUAUGGAAUGAUAACGGGGAUUGUUGCUUAAUAUUUUAUCUCAUUGCGGUCUGGCUCACGGAUUCAUUUGAUAACUAUGAAUUUCAGGGUUUAGGGUUGUUAAAUCAUCGGUGCAAAAAAAAAAAAAAAAGAAUGAACUCCGGUGCCAGUGACCUGAAUAAAGUAUGGGAAAUCAGGGCUUUGAAGAGAAAGCCUAAUUCGGAAGAGGCCCGGAAGACUCUCCAGAGAAUCGCUUCUCAAGUUCAACCCAUCAUGCGUAAACACAAUUGGAGGGUCAAGCUUCUCUCUGAAAUGUGCCCCAGCAAUGGGAGGUUGCUGGGCUUGAACGUAGGAGCUGGUGUACAUGUGAAAUUAAGGCUUAGAAGGGCUAACAGAGAUGAUGAAUUUAUUCCGUUUCAUGAAGUUUUGGAUACGAUGCUUCAUGAGCUUUGCCACAAUGCUCAUGGCCCUCAUAAUGCUAGUUUCUACAAGCUCUGGGAUGAUCUUAGGAAGGAAUGUGAUGAACUUAUAAGCAAAGGCAUAAGUGGUUCAGGAAAAGGUUUUGAUCUUCCUGGAAGACGUUUAGGAGGUUUCAGCCAUCAACCCCCUCUUUCCUCUCUUCGUCAGACCACUUUGACUGCUGCUGAAAAGAGAGUGCGCCUUGGAUCUUUACUGCCAUCUGGACCAAAACGACUCGGCGGUGACAGUGAUUUGAUGGCUGCAUUGAGCCCUGUACAAGCCGCUGCAAUGGCUGCUGAGAGGAGAUUGAGAGACAAUAUUUGGUGUGCUUCAGAAUUCUAUGAUCUGACCGAAGAUGAAGAGAAAGAAAAUAGCGAUUAUACUUCUGUCAACUUAAGGGGUCUUACUGAUGAUCAGUCUCGACCUUCUGAAUUUUUAUCUUUGAAAAGAAAAUGUGCGCCCAACGAUACCGACACUUUUCUGCCUCAAAAGGGUAAUCAGGAUUCCAAAUUUAUGCGCCUAGAGAGGGAUACCUCAAGUUCACAGUCCAUAGGCCAUCAUGAUGUGGUAUCUAAUGGACGGGAUUACCGAGGGAACAAUUUGAGUCCUCCUUUUAUAGAUUUAUCAACUGAUGACUCUGCUACUGCUUCUACAUCUGUUGGUGAUCAUAAUCAUAUGACCAGUAGUGAAGAAGAAUCCGCAUUGUGGGCAUGCAGAAUGUGCACUUUCUUGAAUUCAGUAAGUGUUCAAUAAAAUUUGUCAACUUUCACAGCCAUGUUGUUUAUAUUCCAGUACAUUUUUAAUAUCAAUUUACUAUUUUUUAACAUGAAUUUACUAAUCAUCUACGCUUAAAUUACAUCGUUAUAAUUCCGAAAGAUGGCUGGAUUUCUGGAAAGGGCGAUUGGAUUGUUAGUGAUCAAAACUUAUACCAGAUGAGUUGUUCUGGUAGACAGUAGACUGGUAGAUAUUACAUUUAGGUGCUGCCUCGUAUCAUAACGAGUUGUACCUUUUCUAUUAUUAAGUAGUGUUUUAUUGCUAUUAUGUUUGAUGGUUUCUCUGAUCCUGCAUCAAUCCCUGUUAUUACGUAUGAUGGUUCCUCUGAUCUGUCAUCAAUCCCAUAAAUUUGAUAAAAUAUCCUUCCUUUUCUCAUUUGCUCAUUGCAGGACCUUCUCCUGCUGUGUGAAAUGUGCAGCUCCGAAAAGCCCAAGCAUAGAGAUGGUAAACAUAAGUCGUGGUCAUGCAAGUUUUGUACUCUGGAUAAUGUGUUGAGUUCUGAAAGAUGUGCGGCAUGUGGCGAAUGGAGAUAUUCGCAUGGUCCCCCAGUUGCUUCCAGGGCACCAAAUCUCGGCACGUGAUGUGUUGAACUCGAUGGUAUCCUUCAGAAAGAUGUACAUGUAGUUUUUGGGACAAAUUAAUAUUGACCUACAAUUAGGGUUUGGAAGAGGAGCGCAGCUCUAGCUUGUUUGGCUUUUUUUUUUCUUUUGGGGGCGG